Molecule: messenger RNA, 1160 nt
Organism: Rhodamnia argentea
Lineage: Eukaryota; Viridiplantae; Streptophyta; Magnoliopsida; Myrtales; Myrtaceae
Product: S-adenosylmethionine decarboxylase proenzyme 4-like
Exons: 1
Coding region: 58-1101 (347 amino acids)
Biological process (GO): spermine biosynthetic process; spermidine biosynthetic process
Cellular component (GO): cytosol
Molecular function (GO): adenosylmethionine decarboxylase activity
Source: RefSeq, a predicted model, not a curated record
UAGUCCCAUCCUUCAAAGUCUCAAGGCUUUCUUACUCACACCUUUGUACCGUCGUCAAUGGCCGCUUCAGGUUUCGAGGGCUUCGAGAAACGCCUGGAGCUCCACUUCUCCGGCGACGACCCGGCGGCGGUCCGGAUGGGCCUGCGGCGGAUCGAGUUCGAGUCGCUGGAGCGGGUCUUGGGCGAGGUUCAGUGCACCGUCGUGUCGGCCCUCGGGAAUGCUCACUUGGACGCCUACGUGCUGUCGGAGUCGAGCCUCUUCGUGUACCCCACCAAGAUCGUGAUCAAGACCUGCGGGACCACGCAGCUGCUCAGAGCGGUCCGGCCACUGGUGGUCCAUGCCCGUGAUCUGGGCCUCGCACUAUGCCUGUGUAGGUACACCCGGGGCAGCUUCAUUUUUCCUCUCGCCCAACCUUUUCCCCACACCAGCUUUCCGGAAGAGGUGGCCUACUUGGAAGGUUGCUUGCCCACCAAUAUUUGCUCCAGGAAGGCGGCCAUCAUGCCCUCCAACGUGGCGGCCUCCCAUUCCUGGCACGUGUUCACCGCGUACGAUCCGGCUCUCGCGGCCGACGUGUUGCCGGCACCGGACGUCGUCUACACUGUCGAGGUGUGCAUGACCGAGCUCGACCGAGGGCGGGCGCAGAAGUUCUUCAGGCAGCCGGGCGACGGGAAGACCGGCGACUCCGCCGGGAAAGAAAUGACCGCCCUCACCGGCAUCGGGGAGAUCAACCCCAGGGCGCUCGUCUGCGACUUCGCUUUCGACCCGUGCGGGUACUCGAUGAACGGGGUCGACGGCGGCCGUUACUCGACGAUACACGUGACCCCAGAAGAGGGAUUCAGUUACGCGAGCUACGAGUGCGUGGGCUCCGCGGACGACGACGACGGAGGCGAAGGCAUCGCUCGGAUGCUGAGAAAAGUGGCGGGGGUGUUCCGGCCGGGCACCAUGUCGGUGUCGGUGACCAGCCGGGGCAGCCAAGUAUGGACGAGAGUCGCGAGCGCGCUGGAGCCGCUAGGGCUGAAGUGCCGGAGCUGCGCCGCGACGGACCAGUCCCCAGAAGCCGGGACGGUCGUUUUCCAGACGUUCACAGCUAGACCUGCGUGACGACGGCCGAGACGAGAAUAGCCGGUAUAAAUGCAAAAUCCCCAAAAAAAAAAAAAAAA